AUGGCAAGCAAAGUCAAAACCUAUUUCUUAGCGCCAUCUUUCGAUCUAAGUCCAGGUACAAUUAAACUCGGCAGUAUCAUCAAAUCAAUAAAUGCCCCGCAUGUCGAUAAAACAGAGCCCUUGCCUAUAGAUCCUUGUUUGAUCCAAACGGUCGAAACAAAAAUCUACCACGAGAAUUUCGUGGGAGGUUCCAGUAUAUUUGGUGGUAUAUCCGCCGGUUUUUUUAAGUCUAUAUUCGGUGCGGGCGCCGAUGCUAGGGUAGGGAUUGCGCGGAAUGAGGAGAGGGAUAUCUUAUGCCUCAGCCUAGAGACAAAGCACUUCGAACCAACCCAGGAGUAUCUACAGGAUUCCCUUACCAAUGCACUUAAGGAUGGUAAAAUGGCUGCGUAUGUCAAAUCGAAAGGGUUUGCCAUUCGACGUCGAAGGUUAUUCAUGGUCACUGGGGUCAAAAUAGCAACAGGCGUGAGAAUAUCAACAAUUAGAUGGAGAGAUACUGGAGUAUUUGCUCGAAUCGAAGUUGAUGCAGCCCUCCUGACCGGUAUCCCGCUUCAAACCGGCCCCGCCAUUGGUUUUGGAAGUAAGGCGUUUGAAAAAACAGAGUUCAGCCUCGACGAGAAGAACCCGAUAGUUCUUUCCUAUCAAGUCACCGAGAUAAUACGAAAAAAGAAAGGUGACGCUCAGUUAAAACUCUACACAAGUGGGGCGUUAAUGAGUGGGCGAUUUGCCCAGAAUAACCUCACGGAUGAAUUUGAGCUACAAACUGAAGAUUUGGAUACCGAUGGGUGUACUAUUGAUGAUUUUGGCAUCGGGGAUUGUCUCGUACCCAACAUCGGAGAGCAAACCCCAAUAACAGACCAGGAAGAUGGACACCUUGGGAUCCAUGUUGUCCCGUACCCAAACCUGGAAGGGAUCCAUAGUUGA
Molecule: messenger RNA, 921 nt
Organism: Orbilia oligospora ATCC 24927
Lineage: Eukaryota; Fungi; Ascomycota; Orbiliomycetes; Orbiliales; Orbiliaceae
Exons: 1
Coding region: 1-921 (306 amino acids)
Source: RefSeq, a predicted model, not a curated record